Phaedon cochleariae (mustard beetle) is the source of this 1749-nucleotide messenger RNA. Lineage: Eukaryota; Metazoa; Arthropoda; Insecta; Coleoptera; Chrysomelidae. The record is from the annotation of a GenBank genome assembly.
AUGCGAAAUAAACUGAACGCCACCGCGUGUGCGGCCCUUUUGGCUGAAGUGAACUUUGGCGAUUCGCAACUGUUGCUGUCGCUGUCAGUGUUGGCGAUGAUCAACGUUAUGGUGAUCGUGGGCAAUUGUUUGGUGAUAGCGGCGGUGUAUUGUUCGUCGAAAUUACGAUCGGUCACGAAUUUUUUCAUCGUGUCCUUGGCAGUGGCGGACUUGAUGGUGGGUGUGGCAGUGUUGCCGUUCUCAGCUACUUGGGAGGUUUUCAAGGUGUGGAUAUUCGGCGACGUGUGGUGCCAAGUGUGGCUGGCCGUGGACGUGUGGAUGUGCACCGCUUCGAUCCUCAACCUGUGCGCCAUCUCGUUGGACCGAUAUGUGGCCGUCACCAGGCCGAUCACCUAUCCCAGCAUCAUGUCGCACAAAAGGGCCAAGGCGCUCAUCGCCGGCCUCUGGAUACUCAGCUUCGUCGUGUGCUUCCCGCCCCUGGUCGGCUGGAGGGACGCCAAGCCAACCCGGGAAAAUAUUUCCAAUACGAGCCAGCCCUGGGAGGCUGAAGAAGAGAAUCCGCACUGCCCAUGGAAAUGCGAGUUGACUAACGAGGCUGGAUACGUGGUCUAUUCGGCGCUCGGCUCCUUCUACAUCCCCAUGUUCGUGAUGCUUUUCUUCUAUUGGAGGAUAUACAGGGCGGCCGUCAGAACCACCAAGGCCAUCAACCAAGGCUUUCGGACCACCAAAGGCUCUCGAGGCAUCGGUCGCUUCGACGAACAGCGCCUCACCUUGCGCAUCCACCGCGGCAAGGGCUCGUCGGGCAGAAGGGCGGGCGGCAGCGGGCCGUUCGUGGGCGGCUCCCCCCACAGCAACGGCAGCAACAGCACCACCACGACCAGCGCCAGCGCCAGUCCUUCUCCCUCCGCCUCGAGAGCGAGGCACGAGAAGGUCAGGAUCAGCGUCAGCCAUCCAUCCAGCGAGAAUCUGUCGUCCAACAUGACGGCUGCCCAUUUGCUGGGGAUAAGUCCGACCUCCCCUAUCGCCACCCCACACCACCACUCCUACCCCUCGUACGCCGUCGUCCGCUACUCGAGCAACGGGGGCGGCGUGGAAACGACCGCCGUCCGGCCGCCGCCGUUCCACGACGAGACGCGCCUGCGCGUGCAGCGCCUCGGCUCGUCGCGCCGCGCCUCGGCUGCCCGUCGGUCGAGCAGCUGCGACAGCGCCACCUACGAGCGAGCUGGCGAGGAGGCCCGCAAGAAGAUCGCCUCGACGAGGAAGAUGGGCAGGAGGAAUAUCAAGGCGCAGGUGAAGAGGUUCAGAAUGGAGACGAAAGCUGCCAAAACUUUAGCCAUCAUAGUUGGCGGAUUUAUAUUUUGCUGGCUGCCCUUUUUCACCAUGUACUUGGUACGAGCAUUCUGUCCUAACUGUAUCCACCCAUUAGUAUUCUCGAUCCUCUUCUGGUUGGGAUAUUGCAACAGUGCCAUCAAUCCUCUGAUAUACGCACUUUUCUCCAAAGACUUCAGGUUCGCCUUCAAAAAGAUAAUCUGCAAGUGCUUCUGCACCGGGGGCGGCCAAAAAGACUCUCGUCGCGGCUCGGAGGGCUCGCAGCUGCAGGGCAGGCAGCUGCGAUUGCCCAGCUUCAAUCUGCAAACGCCCCUCCAUCACGACCACUCUGCGGAUGGUGGGGAGGAGGAGGAGGUGGAGGUGGAGGAGGAGGAAGAGGAGGAGGAGGGCACCGAACCUUCGGACAGCGUGGGCAGGUGA